AUGCUCAUGCCCGCUGAGGGCACCCCGCCACCCCUGGGUGGCACCCCUGUUCCAGUCCCAGCCUACUUCCGCCAUGCAGAACCUGGCUUCUCCCUCAAGAGGCCCAGGGGGCUCAGCCGGAGCCUCCCACCCCGGCCCCCUGCCAAGGGCAGCAUCCCCGUCAGCCGCCUCUUCCCUCCUCGGACCCCAGGCUGGCAUCAGCCCCACGCCCGGCGGGUGUCGUUCCAGGACCAGGCCUCUGAGCCCCUGCAGAGCCCCGGAUAUGACCCAAGCCGACCGGAGUCCUUCUUCCAGCAGAGUUUCUACAGGCUUGGCCGCCUGGGCCAUGGCUCUUAUGGGGAGGUCUUCAAGGUGCGCUCCAAGGAAGACGGCCGGCUUUACGCAGUGAAGCGCUCCAUGUCGCCUUUCCGGGGCCCCAAGGACCGGACCCGCAAGCUGGCUGAGGUGGGCGGCCACGAGAAGGUGGGGCAGCACCCGUGCUGCGUGCGGCUGGAGCAAGCCUGGGAGGAGGGUGGCAUCCUGUACCUACAGACAGAGCUGUGUGGGCCCAGCCUGCAGCAGCACUGCGAGGCCUGGGGCGCCAGCCUGCCCGAAACCCAGGUGUGGGGCUACCUGCGGGAUACCCUGCUGGCCCUGGCCCACCUGCACAGCCAGGGCCUGGUACACCUGGACGUCAAGCCCGCCAACAUCUUCCUGGGGCCCCGGGGCCGCUGCAAGCUGGGCGACUUCGGGCUGCUGGUCGAGCUGGGCGCGUCGGGAGCUAGUGAGGCCCAGGAGGGAGACCCCCGUUACAUGGCCCCCGAGCUGCUCCAGGGCUCUUACGGGACUGCAGCAGAUGUGUUCAGCCUGGGCCUCACCAUCCUGGAGGUGGCAUGCAACAUGGAGCUGCCCCGCGGUGGGGAGGGCUGGCAGCGGCUGCGUCAGGGCUACUUGCCCCCUGAGUUCACGGCUGGGCUGUCCUCUGAGCUGCGUUCUGUCCUCGUCACAAUGCUGGAGCCUGACCCCAAGCUGCGGGCCACUGCCGAGGCCCUGCUGGCCCUGCCGGUGCUCAGGCAGCCACGGCCCUGGAGCGUCCUGUGGUUCAUGGCUGCCGAGGCCCUCAGUCGAGGCUGGGCCCUGUGGCAGGCCCUGCUCUCCCUGCUCUGCUGGCUCUGGCACGGGCUGGCGCACCCCGCCAGCUGGCUGCAGCCCCCGGGUCCACCGGCCACCCCACCCGGGUCGCCGCCCUGUAGCCUUCUCCUGGACCGCAGCCUCUCCAACACCUGGGACGACGACAGCAUAGGGCCCUCGCUGUCACCAGAGGCCGUCCUGGACAGGGCUGCUGGCAGCACCUCCACCCCCUGCAGUGGCUCCCCUGCCCCCCGGAGCAGGCACACGCCGAGGGAUGCUCUGGACCUCAGUGACAUUGACUCAGAGCCCCCUCGGGGCACGUUCCCUGCCUUUGAACCUCGGAACCUCCUCAGCCUGUUUGAGGACUCCCUGGGCCCGAGCUAAGCCCAC
Molecule: messenger RNA, 1500 nt
Organism: Budorcas taxicolor (takin)
Lineage: Eukaryota; Metazoa; Chordata; Mammalia; Artiodactyla; Bovidae
Gene: PKMYT1
Product: protein kinase, membrane associated tyrosine/threonine 1
Exons: 7
Coding region: 1-1494 (497 amino acids)
Biological process (GO): protein phosphorylation
Molecular function (GO): ATP binding; protein kinase activity
Source: RefSeq, a predicted model, not a curated record